AUUUUAUCCAGGGCUGAUGAUAAUACUGUAAUGGAGGCUGUUGAUCCAGAGGUUUCAGUUACAUGCAUGGAUUUGACCCAUGUAAAGAAGAGUUUCCAACUAGCACUACUGUGCACCAAGCGACACCCUUCGGAGAGACCAACCAUGCAGGAUGUGUCCAGGGUCUUGGUUUCAUUUCUUCCAGCUCCUCCUACAAAAGCUUCUCUUCUUCCAAAGCCUGUUGACUAUGCGAAAUUUGUCGUCAACAAUGGACAGCAGCAGCCAUCAGUUAUCCAGCAACAACAACCUCUGCAGGAAAACAACUCUUCUGAUGCCCAGUGGUUUGUCAGGUUCAAAGAAGUUAUAUCAAAGAACACUCUUUAA
This is a messenger RNA of Dovyalis caffra, 363 nucleotides long. Lineage: Eukaryota; Viridiplantae; Streptophyta; Magnoliopsida; Malpighiales; Salicaceae. The record is from the annotation of a GenBank genome assembly.